Acanthosepion pharaonis is the source of this 567-nucleotide messenger RNA. Lineage: Eukaryota; Metazoa; Mollusca; Cephalopoda; Sepiida; Sepiidae. The record is from the annotation of a GenBank genome assembly.
AUGUAUCUUAGUCUGUUCUUAUCUAUCUAUCUAUCUAUCUAUCUAUCUAUCUAUCUAUCUAUUUUGUCGGUUUUUAUCUGUUUUCUAUUUGUCUCUCUAUCUAUGAUUCUGUCUUUCUCUCUAUUGGGUAAUCUAUCUAUCUCUCAUCCUCUGCCUCUCUCUCUCCCCUCCCUCUCUCUCUCUUAUCUAUCUAUCUAUCUAUCUAUCUAUCUAUCUAUCUAUCUAUCUAUCUAUCUAUCUAUCUAUCAUUGGUUCGUAUCUAUCUAUCUAUCUGUGUUCUCAUCUAUCUAUCUAUCGAUGGAUCUAUGUAUCUAUUUUAAUUGGUUCUUAUAUUUUCUAUCUCUCUCUCUAUCUAUGACUGUCUUUUUCUCUCUAACUUAUUGUGUUCUCAUCUCUCCCUACCUACCUACCUACCUACCUACCUACCUACCUACCUACCUACCUUCCCUAUCUAUCUAUCUAUCUAUCUAUCUAUCUAUCUAUCUAAUCUCUUGCUUUAAUAAUUUCGCAACUUUUAACACUUUAACUGAUUUUCUGACUCCCCUUUUAUCAAGAUUCCCCGUUUAA